ACUACCCAGGAGCCACCUGAGUGUCAAGAUGGUGGUUCUCUCCAAGGAAUACGGCUAUGUGGUCCUGACUGGCGUUGCCGGCUUCAUCAUGAUCACACACCUUGCUGUGAACGUGGCGAAGGCACGCAAGAAAUACAAGGUGGAGUAUCCAACCAUGUAUAGCACGGACCCUGAACACGGCCAUAUCUUCAACUGCAUCCAGCGUGCGCACCAGAACACAUUGGAAGUUUACCCCUCCUUCCUGUUCUUUCUAGCCGUGGGCGGAAUUUCCCACCCGCGUGUCGCUGUUGGGUUUGGCAUCACCUGGAUCAUUGGCAGAGUCCUCUAUGCCUAUGGCUAUUACACAGGAGAUCCCCGGAAGCGAAACCGAGGGGCCAUCGGUUCAGCGGCACUCAUACUCAGCCUUGCAGCACCUUGAGUGGGUCUCCAAGUAGUAGCCAGCCUCCAUACCCCUUCACAGCUUCCUGCACAGUCUCCAAGGUGUAAACUGUUGGGUUGCUGGGAAGAGGUGUUUUUUGCAUAAUAAAUUUCAUAACUUCCCACUUA
Molecule: messenger RNA, 546 nt
Organism: Pelodiscus sinensis (Chinese soft-shelled turtle)
Lineage: Eukaryota; Metazoa; Chordata; Testudines; Trionychidae
Source: RefSeq, a predicted model, not a curated record